Messenger RNA from Phragmites australis (common reed), 1775 nucleotides. RefSeq lists its product as uncharacterized. The record is from RefSeq and is a predicted model, not a curated record. The coding region runs from base 295 to 1506 and encodes 403 amino acids. NCBI's taxonomy places the organism in Eukaryota, Viridiplantae, Streptophyta, Magnoliopsida, Poales, Poaceae. Gene Ontology annotation, molecular function: DNA-3-methyladenine glycosylase activity. Gene Ontology annotation, biological process: base-excision repair. The transcript has 5 exons.
GCUUCCGCGCGCGUCCGCUUCAUCCCCCGGCCCUCUCUUUUCCUCCCGUUCCAACCACCACCCGCUAGUACGUACGUACAUGCCCGCCGGCCGAUACCCCUCCUACAAGAGCGCGCGCCACUCUACAGCACGCUAGCUGCACCCUGCACUGCGCUACUUAAACGGCGCAUCGUUUGCUCGCCCUUCCGAUCGCCUCUCCCUUUCGCUCAAAGGCUCGCUUUAUCUCCGAUCUGCUGGUAGACGCGCGCGCGGCCGGCCUAGCUAGCGGUAGCUCCACCGAGCGGCGGCGGCGGCAUGUCGGCGGUGGCUCCCCGUGUGGCCGGCGCCGCUCGGCGGAUGUCUCAGUCUCCUAGGCCGGCCGGGGGCGGCAGGGAGAAGGAGCUGUCCCCUGCCCCGCGCGAGGAGGCCGACAAGGCCAAGAAGAGGCUGCCCGCGGCCGUCACGGGGAUCCCGUCCAUGCUGCUGCGCCGGCAAGAGCUGCUUCUGCGCCGCGGCGGCGUUGGCGGCCGAUCGGGGAGCGUGCACCCGUCGUCUUCGCUCAACGUGUCGCUCGCGUCGGAGAAGUCCACCGACUCGUUCUGCAGCCGGGCGUCCACCGGCCGGAUCGGCCGCCACCCGGCGUCGCCGGCUGGGGGAGGAGCUCCACGGCGUAGGGCGGCAGGGUCGGCCGGGCCUCCCUCUGCGCGGCCGGCGGGCCGGAAGGCGGCCAGCGUUGUGCCAGGCGGUGCUGCUGCUGUCACCGCUCCUGUGGCCGUGGUAGGUUCCCUGAACGGGGAUGCAGCGUCGUCGGCGGGGCCGGCGAGGUGCCCGUGGGUUACCCCUAAUACUGAUCCUUGCUAUGCAGCCUUCCAUGACCAGGAGUGGGGAGUCCCCGUACAUGAUGACAAGAAACUGUUUGAAAUGCUUGUUCUCUCUGGUGCCUUGGCUGAGAUGACAUGGCCAGUAAUUCUCAGCAAGAGGGACACCUUCAGGGAAGUUUUCAUGGAUUUUGACCCUCUGUUGGUGGCAAAGCUGAACGAGAAGAAAAUUUUGGGGCAAUGCAGCUCUGCUAGUUCCCUGUUGUCAGAGCACAGGCUGCGCAUAAUCAUCGAAAACGCGCGAGAGUUACUGAAGGUCAUAGAGGAGUUGGGAUCAUUCAACAGCUACUGCUGGGGCUUUCUCAACGACAAGCCUCUGAUCGGCCGGUUCCGGCAUACGCGGGAGGUGCCGCUGAGGACGCCGAAAGCCGAGGCCAUCAGCCAGGACCUGAUGCGGAGGGGGUUCCGCGGCGUCGGGCCGACGGUGGUCUACGCCUUCAUGCAGGCCGUCGGCAUGGCCAACGACCACCUCGUCACCUGCUACCGCUUCGAGGAGUGCUGCACUGCCGAAGCUGCCGCUGCUUCUGAAGGCCGUGACGUUGACAAGCCGGCCGUGGCGAAAGAUCAGGAGGUGGGCAUGGUGUGUGGGCUGGUGCAGUGCGUCAGCUUGGAGGCUUCGAGAGCCGCCACCGUGAUCAGCAUCUCAUAGCAAUGGAUCAGUUGCAGAUAAUUACUUGGCAAUGACAAAUGACUAGGGAUUAGGAGAGUUGAUUUCACUUAAUUGUGAGCUGCUUGCAUGUAUAGAUAUUGGCCGUUUGAGGUGUACAGGGUUGUUGAUUUGAGGUUUGAGAAAUGCGUUGGCUUGAAUUGAGGAUGUUGAAAAGAUAGGUAGGGCACGAAGUUUUCAGACGAUGUGUUCAGAUUUCAUGUUAUAUAACAAGUUGGGUGAACCGGUGGAGCCGGUACCAUCUUCUAUAA